Molecule: messenger RNA, 1071 nt
Organism: Guyanagaster necrorhizus
Lineage: Eukaryota; Fungi; Basidiomycota; Agaricomycetes; Agaricales; Physalacriaceae
Exons: 3
Coding region: 217-654 (145 amino acids)
Source: RefSeq, a predicted model, not a curated record
GUUUACGUACCAACUCAAUCCCACUUCCUAGUCCUUUUAUACACUGCAUCGCCUUCGAUGUCCUGGCGUCAACCAGCAACCAAGUAGCUAUUUAAUCGGAUGUAGCUAGUCAGCAGCCCCCCAAUUGUUCCGUAUCAGCGUGCUGAUCUCGUCUAAGAAUUGACGGCUAGUCCGCAGAUUGCUUAUAUACCAGCCACCUGCAGCUAAGACGACAUCAUGAGAGCCCCGUACUGCCUAACCUUGGCUACAGUCCUUGCCUCUCCUACAUUCGCGGCUCCCAUGAGAUACGAGGUAUCCCAACAAUCUCCAUACUUGACACGCUUCAGAGAGGCAGAUACUGGAGGAGGGAUAGCACUGUACAUGAAAAGGAUAUCCGGUUCCCUCCGGGGAGCCCGUGUUCCUUCCUACUUGAGCCCUUCCGAGAGGCCUGACGAAGAUGUAUUCCAUGCCCGGGCUCUCGAAGAUACAGUGUUCAUUUCUGUUCGUCCGACGCACGUUGGAACGCAGAAAUUCAUAGUCGGUAACCAGAUAUUAGGUAUCGCAGAGGGUCCUCGAACUCUGACACCUUUGCUCAUUGCAUCCUUGCAUGAUCAGUCCCGACCCUCGUUUGGGCGAGAACAGGGAUUGGAAGAGUUGCCGCCUCCUUUCUAUUGAGGAGGGCGCAAGAGCCAUAUAAUCAUGUGAUCCGCUUAGCCAUGUCGACCCCAACUACGUCGUGAAGCGUCGACCGUUAUGACAGACAGAUGGUGUGGAAAAGAAGGAAAGAUGCGGUGAAAUAAAAAAAGGACCCCUUUUAUAAGCACGGACACGGGCGGGCGGCUGUCGCUAUCAAUGUUGCUUGACACUCCAUGAUCCCGCGGCGUUGUGCAAGAUCUCCCAUCUUCAGAUUACCUUGUGGUUGUUCUUUUUCCUCAUUAACGUACGAUGACAAAAUCUUUUACAUGAUAAUAUGGAUAUAGGACUCAGACCCACAAACCUCCUUACAGUGCAUUCCAACGUAGUUGCAAUAGCACGCGUUCGUCAUAGGCAGAGAUGAUGUUCGGGCUCAGAACACCUAAAGUAGUAGAGGAA